AACAACAGUUGGAAGAAAUGUUAUGGGGUUGUUCUCUUGAAAAUGUCAUUUUCUGAAAUCGCGAAAUAUUUUGGUAUAGAAAAAUCAUCUAGAAAUAGUGGAAAAACUCAUGAAAAUCGCACCAAAAAGUAUUCAUCCUCUGAACCUCGCCGCAUAAAUAAGCACCAUCAACUAGAGGCUUCAGCAUUGUGGUGAACAUUCAACAAGGAUUCCCUUCGCUGCUGCAAAAAGCAACCAUAAAGUGUUGUGCUCUAUGUUGUUUGCCUCAAGAGUGCCUCUAAAAAAAAGUUUAAAAGAAAUUUGGGAUAUUUUCCAUUGUGUUGUGUUUUUCUUUUGCAAAAAAUAAAUAAAUUGCAGAGAAAAUUCGGAUUGAUUGAAAGUGUUGAGAGAAGAAGAAAAAACAAGAAAAAAAGACGAAAUUAUGCAAAAUCGAUGAAAAGUGUUGUAAAUUAAUUGUUGGGAAAAACAGGAGCAAAUUCGAAGAAUUCAAGGACAGAUUAUUCCGGGAAAAUUGUGCGUUGGGGGGAUAUUUAGGUGAAGGUCACCUGGAGGCAAUUUUGUUGUUGUUGGAAUUUGUGUGAGUUCCUUGUGAAGGGUUAUCAAAGAAAAACUUCCGCAGAAAGUGGGGGUUGGGGACGGACCUUCAGGAGCUUUGUAUCCAAAAGAGAGGGUCGUCUUUAAUGUUUAGCCUGAGUGGGGAGAGUGGAAUGGCUACGCUUCUGCAGCAGAAGAGCUGUAUGAAAACACUGGCGAAUGGGGGUGGAAAUGGUGCAACGGGUGCUGGGGGUGCUGCCACAGCUGCCACGGCUGUCCUUCUACCACAUGAGAUUGUGGCACAGGGUAGUGGGCAACCGGAACAGGCAGCAUCAGCGCAGUACUCGCAGCAAUUUAGUAAUUUCCUCCAGUACACUCAAUAUACGAAUUUCACACCCCCAACAGCGUAUCAAGUUAGUAGUUCCACAAGUAUCUUCAGCACGCACCCGCAUCAGCAGAUGAGUGGGAGUCAGAAUGUCGUAGUACCCACGGCAUCCAAUGUGGUGGUCAUCUCACCUGAGAGUCUCGCCAAUGGUGUCGUGGGGGAUGCAUCAACUGAUGAUAUCAUCGAAGAGGAUGAUGGUAUUGAUGAGGUGUCAGAGGUCGUGAAGGCGGCAACGGGGGAAUGCGAGAGUGCCAAUGGGCUGAAGGAGGAGCAGCUCGAGGAGGAGCAAGAAGCUGAACCGGAAGUUGACAUAGUUAUUAACAAUGUUGUGUGUUCAUUUAGUGUUAGGUGUCAUCUCAAUUUACGCGAAAUUGCCCUAAAUGGUUUCAAUGUGGAAUUCCGCCGUGAAAAUGGGAUGGUUACAAUGAAACUCCGACGUCCCUACACCACCGCCUCCAUCUGGUCAUCCGGAAAGAUUACCUGUACUGGUGCCACUUCUGAAGAUCAGGCAAAAAUUGCAGCGAGACGCUACGCUAGAUGCCUUCAAAAAUUAGGUUUUAAUGUUAGAUUCCGCAAUUUUCGCGUUGUGAAUGUUUUGGGCACGUGCAGCAUGCCGUGGGGUAUAAAAAUUGUCAAUUUUUCGGAAAAGUACAGGAAAGAGGCGAGCUAUGAACCAGAACUCCAUCCUGGUGUUACAUAUAAACUCAAAUCACCCAAAGCAACACUCAAGAUCUUCUCAACGGGAAGUAUCACUGUCACAGCUGCAAGUGUGGCAUUCGUCCAGGCGGCCAUUGAGCACAUCUUUCCGCUGGUUUAUGAAUUCCGGAAACCAAGAGCUCCAACAGAACCAAUUGCAGACCCUGCCUCCAUGGCGGUGGAUGCAAUGGGAGAAAUGGGAGAUGAGGUGAUGGACCAACAUUCCGGGAGGCGAAGAAAGAAAGUUAAGAGACCUUUCGGGAGGACUGCCAAUGAUCCCACGGACAACAUAAUGUACGUCUCCGAUGUGGAGGAAUAUGAUUAAGAUAAAAUAAUACUGACACGAGGAUUUUUUUCACCUCGAAUUGGAUGGAGAGAGAAGAAAGAGAGAAAUAUUGUCUUUGUUUCUUGUAAAUCAAUCCACCGUUUGCUGUUCCAAUGACUUUUCCUAAAUGUUAGUGAAAAAAAAUAAAUUUAAAAAAGAAAAAAACAAAACACAAUAAUACUGAGAAAAAAAAGAAUGAAGAAAGCAUCUCCUUAUGGGGGGGAAAAAUGAGAAAUUUUGCAAAAGGAGAUAAUUUUUAUUAUAUAAUGCUUCAUGUACUUCAUGUCGCUUUUUUUAGAGCGAUUUUUUUCGGGGGUGUGGGUCGGGAAAGAAAUGAGGAAAAACAGGGCAAUUUUGUAUGAAUUGCAAACUAAUAUUUUAGAUAUCACGCUAAAGUCCAAACAUUGAGCAACAUUUUUUUUAGUGCUGCACACACACAAGAAAGAGUUUUUUCUCCACAGAAAAAAAAACAUUUAUGAGAUACGACGAAGAAAAAAUUAUUAUUACAAUAUUAAAAAGAGAAGAAAAAGAAGAAAGAGUAUGAAGAAGAAAAAACACCGAUAAAAAUGAUUGAGAAACACGAAUUAUUGUGUAACAUUUGGUGUAUGUAUCUCAAGAACAUUGCUAAUUAUAUUCUUAGUGUGUAAAAGUUUCAUUAUUUAAAUUCAUGCGCGUUAUGUUUAUUAUAUACAUUAUGCCUUCAAUUGUAGGGGAGGGGGGGAAGAAGAAGAAAAAUAUAGAAAAGAAGAAUAGAUGCAAAAAUGCAAAUUGAGAGAAUCCGUAGAGAAAAUGAAAUGCCUUUAAACAUUUUUACAAAUUUUCUGUUUAAUUUUUAUUAUUUCUUUAAUUCUUUUCAACGAAUUUCAUUAAAAUAAAUCGUCUGUUGAGCACAUAAAUGUUAAACAAAAAAAACUGCCAGAUUCUGAGGGUUUUUUGAGUCCUUAAUUUGUGGAGUCACAAUGAAAAUAUUUUUAUAUAUUAAACAAACAACAAUUUGUUAUUUUUUUUUUUUCAAAUAAUAUUAUUUUUUUUUUAAAUCCGGACUAUGUCCAAGAUAAUUUGGCAUUUCAUUAGAUUUUUUUUAAUGUUUAAUUUGCUUUAUUUUUAUUUAUAAUAAAUUUUGUUCCUGAGAUUUUUUUCUGAAUUAUAGUGGAUAUUUUUCCUUCUUGGAAUUUAAUGAAUUUAUAAUGAAGAAAAAAAGAAGAUUAAUUUCAGAUAAAGUUUAAAUAAAAAGUAAAUUAAAAAAAAUUAUUCUUUGAAUGUAGGAAUGAAAAGAAAAACCUGUAAAAAUUUCUCGAAUAUUUUAGAAAUCCCAAAGAAUAAAGUUAUGUCUGAAGAAAUUGAAAAAAAAAUGUUUUCUUUUGUUUGAUAAAAAGAAAGUUUUCAAACUUGAGAGAACCCUGAAGAUCCUUAAUAUUUUUUUUUAAUUAUUUCCCAAAUCUCCAAAACCAGUUCAACCAAGAAGAAGAAUUUUUCUUCUUAAGUUUUUUUUAGAUGGUUUACAAAUAGAAAAGAAAAGAAAAAAAUUUCGAAAUUGAAAAACUCAUUCAGAUCCUAAAUAUCAAGUUUUUUCUUUAAAAAGUAAUUUCUUAAAUUUUUAAAUCCAGCUCAAAAACCUUUAAGAAUUUUUAGGAUAUAAAAAAAAGGUAUAAAAUGAAGGAAUUUUUGUCAAAUAAAGAGAAACGUUAAAACAAUUUAAUAAAAAAUGAUUUUUAGAAAUGAGAAAAGAAGGAAAAAUAGUGAAAAACAAAGGAAAAGGGACUUUCUUUUGUUUCAAAGUCUUAUUUAACGAAAGCGAUUCAUAAAGUGCUUUUAUAAAUUUAAAAAAGAAAUAGAAGGAGAAAGAAUUAAUGAGGAAUUGUUGAAAACAAAAAAAAAUGUUGCUGUAAAAAUAUUUUCUACAAAUAUUAUUUCUUUUACACAAAAAAAAAAACAUUUAAAAAGAAAAAAAUACAAGAAUUUGUUAUGAAAAUCACGGAGUUACAUAAAAUUACACCCAUUUCUCAUAUUUAUUCCCAUAUCAAAUAUAUUAUAUACAUAACAAAAAUCAUAUCUAUUUAAUAAUAUUUAUUUUACUUUCUUCUGUUUUUCCCAUUUUCACAAGAAAAAAAACAUCAUUAUUUGAGGACCAACUAUGUAAAAAAAAUGUAGAACAAAAAUUAUGAAAAUUAUUAUUUCGGUUCUAUUUUUUCAACAAAAAAAAAACUUGUUUUUUUCAAAUUUAAUUUUUGAUCCAAAUAUUCCUCGAGACAUCAUUCUUAUAAAAAAAAAAUAAAAUAUAGAAAAUAAUAUUUAAAUGAAAAAUCAAUAUUUUAAUGAUUUUCUUUUUGUAGUGCAGAAAUUGAAGACCAAAGAAUUUUUUUUUAAAUAAAUAGUUUCUGAAUUAAUUAAAGAUUUAUCUUUUUCAUGUUAUUCAAAACUUCUACACACAUUUUUUUUCUUUUUCAUAACACUCACAUGAAAAUAUUCCACAUAACACUUCUUACAAUACAUUACAUUAAAAAAAAAGAAAUCUAAUGAAAAAAUAUGAAUAAAUGAUAAAUUUUACGAUAUAGUGCCAAUUGAAUGAUUGAAUAUUUAAAUUAAAAGAAAGAAAAAAAAAACAUCUGAGAUGUUUUUGAAAAUAUUAUGGGGAACUUUGAAUAAAAUAGUAAAAAAAAAUAAUUUAUUGAAAGACGUGGAAGAGGUAAGAGAGGGUAAAAUAUAAAAAAUAUAUAUUGUCAAAAAGAAAUAAAUAAAUAAAUAGAUAAAGCCUAUUUUAAAAAAAAUGUGUGAUGUGUUAGAAUUAUGAAUUUAUGAAGAAAUGCAGUGCGAAACUUCUCACAAUUGAUAUUACUAAGAAAGUUAUUAAAUUUCUUCGGGAUAAUUAAAUCCAAACAAGAACAAUUUGUGGAGGUAUUCGACGUAGCCAAAGGACAAAGAUUGUCGUAGUGCUAUUGUGAUGAAUAGAAAGGAGAUUCAAUUUUUAAGGAGAUUCAGCCGCUAGAUGGCAGGCUUUAUUUCCUUGAUAAGUCUCCAAAAAAAUGUCUUCAGAAGUAUAUAAAAAAAAAUCUCUAUUUUGUAAAAGAAUGUGAUUACGCUUAGAAAAUAAAGAAAGUAAAUUAAAAUCAUUCGUUUUUCCAUGACAAUUUAAAAAAAAAAUGAAUUGGGAUUAGUUUCUCAAUUGAAAUAUUUUCUUUAUCAUUUGGAGAUUUUUUAGGAGUUUUUUCGGAGUUGAUUUUGUCUAUAUAGUCUUCAGAUUUUUUUUUAAAUUGGGUUUUAUUCAGGGAUCAAGAAAUCCUUGAAAUUUCAAGAAUUUGUUUUGAAAAUUCAACGAUUUCAAAGUUUUCUUGAUCGCAGAAUACGACCCGAAAACUUGAAGAAUUUUGAUAAUUUGUUCCUUCAAAACUUUUUUUUUAAGGUAAAAUUCUGAUCUCUUUAUUCAUUUAUAGAACGACAAUAGAAUAAUUUAAAAACACAAACUAACAAAAUAUUUGGGUUAUUGUCGAAUUAUGAGAAAUACUUUGAUCAAAAUCGACCUUAAAAUCAUUUGUUACGCCGAAUACUGCUCUCACUAUUCCAUAAAUCUCUCAUCAGAAAUUUCGGUUUUAACCUCAAACUUUUAACUCAAUUUUUUAAAUAUUUUCUUUUGACUAACUUGAAGUAAUUGAAGUUAUCUACGCCAUAUAGACUUGAAUUUAUCACGAUAGGUUAAAUAAAUUCUAUUCUGUGACUGUUUCAAAUAUUAAGUUAGCCACAAACUCCAGUAAAAUCUUUUAAGUGUUAAAGAUUUGUGGAGUAACAAUUUUUUUUUAUAAUAAUCUAAAUGUCUGCCUCCAUUUGCUAUAAGUAUUCGACAUACAGCGCCCUCAUCUUACGGAAGCGCUCGUGGUGGUGAAUUACAUAAGCUUACAAUCUUUUGGCAUUUGGGGGCUGACUUUUUGAAUAACAAGCUGUCAAAAUCUUUUAUUUUUCAUAGAAAACCUACUAACAAAAAAUCUUGGAACUGUUGAUUUGUAAAAAAAAGAUAAAAUUUUUUUAUUGAAACGUCUUCAAAAUCUUCAAUUUUUUUUUUAUCAAUUCUGACCAUUCUGUUUUGAAGAAUGUGUAACUAUUUAUUGAGGAUUGAUAGAAAGUUUAUGAAGAGUUGAAUACGGCCAAAUAAUUUGAAAAACUUCAUAUUAUUUGCGCAAGAAAGCAUUUGAGCGCCACAGCGGCAAAAAACGGAAGUUUCAUUUACCGAUCGUCUUUUGUUCAUCGGCGAAUCGGAAGGGCUGAAUGCAGCCAUAGGAUUUUAGGACAUCUACAAACAAAUCAAGAUGGCGGUAUCUUAAAUAAAUCUUUGAAUUUCCCUGUAAAAUAUCGUAUCCCUGUAUUGUGUUGUAGCCUAAGGAUCUUCUAGCACCUCAAUACUGUAUAAAGAUUAGACUUUCGUCAUUUUUGAGGUUAUGGUAUAUUUUUUUUGGAGAUUUUGACUAACUUUGGAGACUUUAAGAUCUUUUAUUUUACCAAGAAACAUUGAAUCUCUCUUUCUAUUUUAUAUUGAAUACCUCCCACUAGAAAUUGCUUUGUGUGAAGAAACUGUGUAUGACUCCAGUAUAGCAAUAUUAUUACUUGUUUUUUUUAUUUAUUUAUCUCUUUAGCAGACUUAAUAAAAAAUAAAUCACAUUUAAACAAAAAAAAAUCGAAGCAAAAUGAAUGUGAACCCAUUCUACAAAGUACCAAUAAAAAAUAUUAAAUAAUGUACGUAAAUAUGCUAGAAAUACAAAUUAAAAGAAAGAAAAAAUAGUAUCAAAGAAAAUUAAUGAUGCUACAAUGUUUGUAUUAUCAAAGAUUACGAAAGGCAUUUUAGAAUUUAAUCAGUUAAAUAACAUCGUUUUAGUUUCUGUUUUUCUCUUUUUUUUUAAAUUAAAAAUCAGCUUGUUGGAAAGCUGUCUAUUACUCCAAAAAAAAAAUGUGACUGUUUCGACGUAGAAAGGCAAGAAAAAAAACGAGAAUAAAAUCAUCGUGCAAUUAGUUAUUAAAAAAGAAAUAAAAUUAAUUAUAGGAAAAAAAAGUUACUCUGUAGGAAUCCUUUUUGGAAUGAUUUAUCGCGUGGUGGAAUGCAAAAUAAAUCGACAAAUGGGGUUGAAAAAGCCUGUGAAUUGACUGAUGAAAUAUUUUAUAAAUAAAAAGAAAAUAGAAAAAAUGAUAAAAUUAAAAAAAAAGUGAGAGCUGAAGCAAGAAUAUGACUUUAAAGAGAAUUAUAGAACGAAGAAUAAAAGAAAAAGGAAUAAUUGAGAGCGUGAAAAAAACAACACACAAAAAGCAUCAAAACCAAAUAAAGUUAAGUAGUGUUAAGAAAAUAAUAAAAUGAGAAAACUACAUGUGAAAUACGUGUUCUAAUCUAUAAGUUUUUAUUUUAAUUAGCAGAUGUAUUUAAGUUUCAUUUUUUUCUCACGACAUAAACGAGAAAAAAAAUAAUGAAAAAAGGGAAUAUUGCGGAGUAAUUUAUGAAAGAAAAAAUGAAAAAUUAUAAUAUCAAAUUAAUCUGAAAUAAUGUUAUUUACUUUGUAUUAAUCAAAUAAAACUAUCGCCUAAUAAAUAUUUCUUAUUUAAAUUGCGAUAAUCCAGCAUUACCUUACUACCUAAUAUUUUCUUUUUCCAAACAAGGUGUGUUUUUGUGAGCAAGAAAAAGUAAUUUACAGAAAAAAUUAAAAGAAAAAAGAAAAUAUUGUUGAUAGAAAAACAAAAAUGAUGUGGAAGGAUGUGAAUUAGGCCUUUGUAUGAGAGCAAUUUUCUUAUUUAACAAAAAAAAACGGAUACUAAAGAUGAAAAAUGGACAUUUUGGAGAUGAAUUUAAUCCUGCAAUUUGGAAAUCAAAGUGGAAAUUUUACAAAGGAGAAAAGCAAAAUAAAAUGAGCCAAGAAAUACGAAUAAAUCUUGACUUUAAAAUGGAUGAAAAUUUGUAUAUUUCUAUAAUCAACAAUGUCUACAAUUACUAGAGGAGUCUAUGGGAGUAAACAAUUAACAAUGUACUGUAAAUGUUUAUUGCGAUUUUAGUUUUUAAUGGAGGAAAAUCAAGAAUAAAUUUUUUUUUCUCAAAA
This is a messenger RNA of Lutzomyia longipalpis, 8005 nucleotides long. RefSeq lists its product as uncharacterized. The transcript is spliced from 5 exons. Gene Ontology annotation, biological process: DNA-templated transcription initiation. Lineage: Eukaryota; Metazoa; Arthropoda; Insecta; Diptera; Psychodidae. Bases 681 to 1940 code for a protein of 419 amino acids. Gene Ontology annotation, molecular function: general transcription initiation factor activity; DNA binding. The record is from RefSeq and is a predicted model, not a curated record.